GCAGGUGACGAGUGCAGCGGGACCGAGGAGCUUCUCUCAGCGGGGAAACAGCCUCUCAGCUCCGGCCUGUGUUCAGCCGCAGCUCCGGUCCAGUGUGGAGGUUCCGCUCGGUCAAAGAAGGAGUUUGUGUGUUUCUCUUCUUUCCCGCUGGUUCACUUCGCUGUUCUCUGCGGAGUCUGCGGUCGGUCCCCCCUCCCCUCCACAGCAGCGCCGCUUUGCGCUGAGGUUACACCGGCGAGCAGCGCGCUUCAGCCGGGGCAGCGCCGGAGCAGGAGACGGAGCAGCCGAGCGGACGGAGGUUAGCGGGCACCGGGGGAAGCACCGUGCGGGGUCGGAGGAGGCAGCAGCCGCAGCAGUGACAGGGAUGCUCUCCCCCCGCAGACACUGAGGGAAGGAGCUGCCUCUGGAGCUGGAGGAUUUAUGGGACAUAUUGGCCGGAUUUUCCCCGUCGUUGCAAACUUGUGUCCGGGAUGGGGAAGGAGCAGGAGCUGCUGGAAGCCGCCCGGACCGGGAACGUCGUCCUGGUGGAGAAACUGUUGAGCGGUAGGAAGGGGAUCCUGGGGUCCGGGUCCGGCUCCAUCCCCCUGCCCAACCUGCUCAGCAUGUGGAAGGGCCUGAAUGUGAACUGCACAGACAGCUCAGGAUACACACCCUUACAUCACGCUUCACUCAAUGGACACAGGGACGUGGUGCUGAAGCUGCUUCAGUUUGAGGCGUCCACACACGUGUCGGACAGCAAAGGCUGCUUCCCGCUGCACCUGGCCGCCUGGAGGGGAGACGAUGAUAUCGUCCGAAUCCUCAUCCACCACGGACCCUCGCCCUGCCGAGUCAACCAGCAGAACCACGAGAGGGAAACGGCUCUUCACUGUGCGGCCCAGUACGGACAUUCGGAGGUGGUUGCAGUUCUGCUCCAGGAGCUGACCGACCCCACGAUGAGGAACAGCCAGCAGGAGACGCCCCUGGACCUGGCGGCGCUGUACGGACGACUUCAGGUGGUGCGCAUGCUGGUGAGCGCUCACCCCAACCUCAUGACCUGCCACACUCGCAGCCACACUCCGCUUCACCUGGCCGCGCGGAACGGCCACCACAGCACGGUGCAGACGCUGCUCGAUGCCGGCAUGGACGUCAACUGUGUGACGGAGAAUGGCAGUGCCCUCCACGAGGCAGCUCUCUUUGGGAAGAUGGAUGUAGUUCGCCUUCUGCUCGACUCAGGUAUCGACACCAAUCUGACAGAUUGUCAGGGUAGAGCAGCUCUGGAGAUCCUGAGGGAACAUCCUGCACCCAAAUCCCAGCAGAUCACUGCUCUUAUCCAAGAUUAUAUGAUAGAUGAGAUGGAGAGGAUGAGUAUCGUGGAGGAGCCUGUACGGAAGUGUCCCAUCCCAGCACCUAGAACCUCGAUCCCCUCGCCCUGCGCCUCCCCCUCCCUCAGACACAAGAAUGAUGCUGUGACCAGCGAGCUGUCCAAGCUGCUCCACGAGAUGAAGAAGUGCCGGGACAGGGACUACUCCUUCGAGGAGCUCUGCCACACCAUCUCCUCCCACUCCAUGGACAGCUUCGGGAGCGGGCGGCUGUCAGACGAGGACCGGCCGGAUCGACCCAACGGGACCCUGACCCGAGGCAACAAGCGGCCCACCCCUCCUCUUCCUCCUGCCCUGGAGGAAGAUGAGGCCGAUAGAAGCUGCGGCCCCACUGGAUUCUGGGAGGCCCUGACGCCCUGCAACGGCUGCCGCAACCUGGGCUUCUCCAGCCUCUCACAGGACUCAAAGUGUUCAGGAGAGAUCAUCACGUCCCCGUCUCUGGACGUUUUCCUUCCCGAGGACGAGGACAACCCGUACGAGUCUGUGACGACCGCCGUCACACGCAAACCCUGCUCGCUUGAUAUCAACCUCCGGCUCAACAGCGGGCCCCGCAAUGGUCACCUGUCCCAUGGACCGGUGAGUGAGGGGGAGCACGGUAACCAUGGCAACUGCUCGACGGGCCCCACUCCAGACUGCUCCCCCCCCUCCCCCGACACGGCCCUGAAGAACAUCGAGAGAGUCAUCCGCCCACAGCCCAAGCAGCGGACCUCUCUGUCCUCGUCCCUGGACGUCCAGAGGCCGGUGAACCACAGCUGUGAACCCAGCGAGGUGAGCUCGUCCCUGGGCUACGCCAGCUUCAGCACCAGCCCCCCCGCCAGCCCCCCCCUCAGCCCCAACCAGGAAGACUCUGCCGGCUCCAACGACGACUGUCAGCUCACAGACGACGGGCCGUACCAGCGAGACCCUCCUCCUCCUCCUCCUCCUCUCUGCUCCUCCUCCACAUUGAACCCUCUGUUGGAGGAUCGAAGGAAGAGCCAUAUCCCGGAGGAGUUUGCAGGCCUCCUUCAUGGCUCUUCUCCAGCCUGCGAGACCCCCGACACGCCUUUCCACCUCUACAGUCCCAAAUCUCGCAAGUAUGCCUCCACAGACGUCCAGAGCGGUUUGCUGCAAACCCCAGAGUUCAGCAUCGUGAUCGGAGGGGGACCCAGUCAGGUCUCCUCCAGGACAGGGGGCGAGUCGUUGUCUCCGAGGACCGCCAACGACCCGCAAAAGCCUCAGGUGGUGUACCGGACUAUCUUCCACACCAGGGUCAACCAGCAUCAGGCUCGACCCAAGAACUGCGAUCAGCGGGAUCAGCCUCGUGGAUGGUCUACGUUGGACCGCCCACCCUCCCACUACUCCGGUCAAAACCAGAAAGCUCCGGAGUCACAGGGGAUCCAGACGUCGGGCGAAUCCAAGGACGCUUCAUCUGGGGCAGGCUUCGAGGAGAGGGCCUGCACCCUGGGGAGGAUGAGGUCCAUGCCCCGGAGCGUGCUGGACCUGCAAUUGUCAAAGUGUCUUUCCAAGUCUGAUUCCAACCUGGUGGCUGUGUCUCCCGUACAGGAGGAGCACAGUUGGGGGUCUGGAUCUCGGGGCCAGGGCCCUGGAAGUCCGAACCCGGGGGAGGGUGCCAGCCCUGGGGGGAGACUGGAGAGAACGCCAUCCUUCACUGCAGAGUGGGAGGAGAUCGACAAGAUCAUGAGCUCCAUCGGGGCCGGGAUAGGAAGCGGACUGGACAUCAAGGAGGACGUCUCAGGUCCCCGCUGCCCCCUGCAGUCUGUGGGUCAGUGGCUCGACUCCAUCGGCCUGGUCCAGUACGAGAACCACCUGCUGGCCAACGGAUUCGACAAUGUCCAGUUUAUGGGCAGCAACGUGGUGGAGGACCAGGACCUGCUGGAGAUCGGGAUCCUCAACUCAGCCCACAGACAACGUCUCCUUCAGGCCAUCCGGCUGCUGCCCCGGGUGCGGCCGGUGGGAUACGAUGGCAACAACCCGACGUCGGUGGCGGAGUGGCUGGAGUCGCUGGAGCUCGGCGACUACACCAAGUCCUUUCUCAUCAACGGAUACACGUCCAUGGAGCUCGUCAAGAAGAUCUGGGAGAUCGAGCUCAUCAAUGUGUUGAAGAUCAAUCUCAUCGGACACAGAAAACGCAUCUUGGCCUCGUUGGGCGACCGGCUACACGAAGAAACCCCACAGAAGCCUCCGCGGGCCAUCUCCCUCAGGGAGCCCGGCGGGAACCACACUCCUCCCCAGCUCAGCCCGUCGGUGGGCCAGGCGGCGUACACGGCGGGGGUCCCGGGCGGAUCUCUAGACGUGCAGCACCUCAUCAUGCAGGCGGACGCCCGGCGCAGACAGCGCAGCAACGACAACUACUUCGAGGACGUGCCGCGAUCCAAGCUGGAGCGACAGAUGGCCCAAGUCAGCAUGGCAGGCGAGUGGUGCGAGCCAAUCACGUUGCGUCCACCCAACGAGGCCACCUCGUCCACCCCAGUUCAGUACUGGCAGCAUCAUCCUGAGAAGCUCAUCUUCCAGUCCUGCGACUACGAAGCCUACUACCUGGGUUCUAUGCUGGUGAAGGAGCUGAGAGGGACGGAGUCAACACAAGAUGCUUGUGCCAAAAUGAGGAAGUCGACAGAACAGAUGAAGAAAGUGCCGACCAUCGUCCUCUCCGUGUCCUACAAAGGAGUGAAGUUCAUUGACGCCACCAAUAAGAAUAUCAUCGCAGAGCAUGAGAUUCGUAACAUCUCGUGUGCAGCUCAGGAUCCAGAGGAUCUGUCCACGUUCGCCUACAUUACCAAAGACCUCAAGUCCAGUCACCACUACUGCCACGUCUUCACUGCUUUUGAUGUGAACCUGGCGUAUGAGAUCAUCCUGACGCUCGGCCAGGCCUUCGAGGUGGCCUACCAGCUGGCUCUGCAGGCCAGAAAGAGUGGCCACGGGUCCUCCACGCUGCCCGAGAGCUUCGACAGCAAGCCCAACAAACCUGUCCCCAAGCCCCGCGUCAACAUCCGCAAAUCUGUCAUGUCCCCCUCCAGCCGCUGGUCACUGGGCCAUAUUUACACCCCUCACCGGCCUCCUGUCCACCCUUCUCUUCCUCCCCCUCGACUCUUCCAUGUUCCUCACAGAGCUCAGUCACAGAUGGAGCAGCCGUCCAUGGACCAAAAGGGCCACGCCAACGUGCCGUGGAUUGUGGAGCCGGGUCAGGAGGCCAAGAGAGGAGUCAACACCAAGGCAAUGCCGGAAGCUCAUGUCUAUUACUGUGGAAUACAAAGAAUGUAGCCAGCCCUUAACACGGACCUUGUCACACUUACAAUGCAAAAAGGACUACAAAGGACUACAAACAUGGACGCCACCCCAGUGUUUAAGGUUGACUACAAAAUAUUUCACAUCAUUCAUUCACACAAUGCUUGACACAGUAAACUUUGGACCAAUACACACACACACACACACACACACUAACUGCAUCUCCACAGACCACGGUCUGCUCUGAAUGUACACUUAUCUGAAGCAGCCUCAACUUUCUGCAACUACAGCAGGAUCUGUUUUAUGCAGCCAGCUGGGAGGCAUGACCUUUGAACUUUGGGGUUUAGGGGGGGUUAGAGGUCAUCUGUCGGACACAGACACUGGCCUGGCUAAAGGCACCACUGGGCAUGUGUCAAUGUCGGAAUGGGAGAUGUGUUCGAGGACGUCGGGCUGGCUCUUUUUGGUCUUUUUAUUUUAAAGUCAGAAAAAUAAUAGAGAUAUAUGCACAAGCGUGUCAAUGUGAUUGGACUAGCUGCCGCACGCUUCAACCGCAACUGGUGUGUCAUCGCAGUGGAGGAUGAAACUAUGUGAACAAAAACUGCAUCUGAUGUUUAAAAAAAGUAUUCUAUUCGUAUUGCCCGACAUUUUAAUGUUUAAUAUGAGAGUAUUAUAUUACCAUGAUGAUUAUGAUUAUUCUUGUGCAAUUCUUGUCUACUGUUGUCUUAAUGUUACAUUAUUUUUCUAUGAUAUGCUGAGAUGAAAACGUUGAGCUUUGAGAAUGAUGGCCAUCCUUUAAAAAACAAUGUACUUGUACACAGAGAGUGAAUGUUGCAGGUGGCUCGCUAGCUCUGGUCAGGUCAACCCUCCAUCAUUUCUCAUGGGGCUCUACUCUUAUCUAGCAGAUGUACUAUUUUAAACGCAGUAUUACUGUAUCAUUUGGACAUUGUCCGAUUAUAAAAUGUACAUAGAUAUUUUGCCAACUCAUUGUUCAUACGUGUAAUGUAAAAGAGAAAAAAAUAAAGGACUUGCAGUACAUGGCACUGGAAACAAGGUACCAGAAUAAAGGUUGGAAGUUUAAAAAAAGAACGUGUUGGACUGUAGAGAUUGUAUUUUGAGUGAAAACUGAAAUGGGUAAUCUGGUGACAUCACUGCUGACCAACUAAUGUAAAUAGGCUUGGGCUUCCAGCACACUGAUUUUUGUAAUUUGGGCCAUUAUUUAUAUCCUUGUAAAGCACAUGAAAUAAAAUACAACUUGUACAACCAUCA
Platichthys flesus (European flounder) is the source of this 5846-nucleotide messenger RNA. It is a transcript of the gene anks1b, whose product is annotated as ankyrin repeat and sterile alpha motif domain containing 1B. The transcript is spliced from 29 exons. Gene Ontology annotation, cellular component: cytosol. Gene Ontology annotation, molecular function: protein binding. The coding region runs from base 471 to 4616 and encodes 1381 amino acids. NCBI's taxonomy places the organism in Eukaryota, Metazoa, Chordata, Actinopteri, Pleuronectiformes, Pleuronectidae. The record is from RefSeq and is a predicted model, not a curated record.